This is a messenger RNA of Emericellopsis atlantica, 1718 nucleotides long. RefSeq lists its product as uncharacterized. Bases 206 to 1534 code for a protein of 442 amino acids. The record is from RefSeq and is a predicted model, not a curated record. Lineage: Eukaryota; Fungi; Ascomycota; Sordariomycetes; Hypocreales; Bionectriaceae. The transcript has a single exon.
GCUCCCAAUUCUGAUCUCAACGCGCUGUACUGUGCGUAGUGCUGCAAGUGACGGCUGAUGACCCCAAGGAUCGCACUGUGCGCGCUUGGGGUACAUGUAGACAGGGGCUCGUUUGUCUUUCACUCAGUCACACAUUGAUUGAAAGAAUAGACGUCUGACCGCACCUUGUAACGGGAGAUCCAUUUCUAUUGCCAAUUUAGCCAAGAUGAAAGCUCUCAAAAGGUUCGCGAAAAGGUUCAAGCGACGUCGUCCCAAACCGUCUCAGACGAAGCCCCAAGUUGUCGACGCGGAACCAAACCAGCCUCUUCCUCUUCUCGCCCCAACGGCCCAAGUUGUACCAGAGUCUACCUCACUGCCACCGUCAACAGAUACAUACGGCGCAUUUUCGCGCCUCCCGACAGAAAUCCGGCGGCAGAUUCUCACCUACGCCUUUGGCGAACGCACGGUGCACAUCGACCUAUCUUGGCGCCACCCUCUGGUACGGCGCUCUGCGCCCGUGUCCGGGGCAGGGCCACAAGGGGCGUCAAAGAAGCACUGUGGACUGGGCGAACAACUUGUCGAGGAUAACACGCUGCCAAAGCGGUGGCAGUGGUUCAGCUGCGUGUGCCACCGGAGUGCCGAGACGGAGAAUCCGACAAGGAUCGCAUUUUUCAAGUUGGAGACGACAAUUUGGCCCUUUGAAGACAAGUGCCUCGAGGGCGAGUACUGCGACUGCGGUGGAAGCGACAGGCCAGGGCAAGGACAGGAGGACUGUUUCCUCGGGGUGAUUGGGUGGCUGCUCGCUUGCCGUGGGGCAUACAGUGACGGCGUGGACGUGCUAUUCUCGACGAACACGUUCUAUCUCUCGAGUGUUCCCCUGCUGCUCAAUAUGCGGCGCCUGAUAUCGCCUAAUGGGGUUGAUAAGAUCAAGUCUGUGCAGCUCGCUUUAGGAGAGCCUCGACUCACUCGAUUUGCUAAAGACCCUCUUGUACAUGGCCUGUGGAAGGGGACCGACAAGGAGGAGAAGGCCUGUGCUUUCCCACAGGUUUGUUCCACGGUGCCAAACCUCUUUUCUAAUGUGCGUCGUCUGGAGCUUUAUGUGCAGAGCCAACUAUGGCCUUCGCGAGACGUUCCCGUGGACCAAAGAGUGCCUCUGUUGGUGCGCAACGUGAUGGAUCCCCUCGAGGACAUGGUACGCUCCCUCGGCGCAGACAAGCAGGUCGUUAUCGCCGUCACCCUGGAGGCUCAUAAAGCCCUCAUGCAGAAGCACGGAGAGCUCGAGGGUGCCGCAUUCCGGUGGGAGCCCGAGGCGGGCGCCGAUGACUCCAUCGAGCGAUACGGCCGGUUUUGGAGGGCUCUCGGCAGCGAUGACAACGGGAACGAGGUAGGGUACUGGCUGCGCACCGGCUGGAACGACCAUGACAUGGUAAAUCAUCCGUAUAUGACGUACUGCUUCGGUUCAGGAGGCAGCAUAUUUGAUUUGUGGGGGUAUUAUAAGAGGGAGGCGGCGCUGGGCCGGUCUCAGUAUGGUAGCAACGUAACGUUCGAGGACUAGGGGCGUGAGUACAGGGCUGGCUCACACGAUGGAAGCAUUUACAUGUCAUUGGCGAGAUAAGCGACAAGGCCUCCGACUAAUGAACUGGACACAAGUGUGCCGCUGCUGCGGGAGGUUGCUGACGAUACUUGGAUACUGGGCCGGCUGCCCUUCUUAAGCGGUUAGCACUACAUACUAUACAUGA